This is a messenger RNA of Petromyzon marinus (sea lamprey), 2656 nucleotides long. RefSeq names its product dynein axonemal assembly factor 11 (gene DNAAF11). The record is from RefSeq and is a predicted model, not a curated record. Gene Ontology annotation, cellular component: cytoplasm. Gene Ontology annotation, biological process: outer dynein arm assembly. NCBI's taxonomy places the organism in Eukaryota, Metazoa, Chordata, Hyperoartia, Petromyzontiformes, Petromyzontidae. Gene Ontology annotation, molecular function: protein binding.
UAGCUAGCGUUGCCGUGCUACCAUGGCAACGCGAUGUUUACACAGAGGCGGGAGCGAGGCCGCAUGGGUUACACUUUGUGGUUUUUUAAAAAGAAGAUUAAACUCUAAAGGGCGUUAUCUCAGCCGCGAUAAACUACAACGAAAAUUACAUCGGCAUUAGAAGAAGACGCCUUCAACGAUGGUCCUCAUCACCGAGGCGCUGGUGCGAAGCCGUGCGGAGCACAACAAUGGAGAGCUCUUCUCCCUAGAGGAGCUGUCCCUGCACCAGCAGCAGAUCGAGCGGCUGCAGCACCUGGACGUGUGGUGCCGCCACCUCAAGACGCUCUACCUGCACAACAACGUCAUCCCGCGCAUCGAAAACCUGAGCCGGCUCAAGGAGCUGGAGUAUAUCAACCUGGCUCUCAACAAUGUGGAGCGAAUUGAGAACCUGCAGGGGUGCGAGUCUCUGCAGAAGCUGGACCUGACGGUGAACUUUGUGGGUGAGCUGAGCAGCGUGGAGACGUUGCGCCACAAUCCUCUCCUGGAAGAGCUCUUCCUGGUGGGAAAUCCCUGCGCUGACUUCGAAGGCUACCGCCCCUAUGUGGUGGCAACGCUGCCACAGCUCAAGCGUCUGGACGGGCAGGAGAUUGAGCGCUCGGAGCGGAUCCGGGCGCACCAGGAGUUGGAGUGGACGCGGCGCCGCGUGCUCGAGCAAGAAGCCGAGUACCUGGCUCGGCGCGCCCAGCAGAAGCUCUCCUACGCCGGACAGGAAAACGAUGAUGAGACCCGGAGGCAAGAUCCGAACGGGAGUGUGGAAUCGAACCAGAGAUUCUGGGAAGAAGAGACGGAGUUCACACCCGAAUCCCGAAUGGAAACACACCGGCACUUGGAGGAAAGCCGCAAAGCCAGGGAGGGGAACAGGGGAGACACGAAACAGCCCAAGAGGAAGCGCACUCUCAUCACGGCCGACGGGCGCGUUUUAAACAUCAACGAGGCCAAGUUGGAUUUCUCGCUCGCGGAGAAUGACGCCGACAACACGCUGGUGUUAGACCUCGCCAUUUACAAAUAUCUGGACACCUCUUUAAUUGAUGUGGAUGUGCAGCCCAAUUAUGCACGCGUAACGGUGAAGGGAAAGGUGUUCCAGUUGGUUUUGCCGGAAGAAGUCCAACCAGAUAGGAGCCUUGCGCAGAGGUCACAGACCACGGGGCACAUGCUGCUUACAAUGCCCAAGGUGAAGGAGGUGAUAAAACCCGAGGUGGUAAAACCAAAGCCUUGUGUGAAGAAUCAUCCCAAGGAGGAGUGCACAUCACCCACCACCAGCAAUCGCGGCGACUCGAGCCAGGGCUCGGCGCAACAACACCUCGAGGUCGACCCCAGUGCUCGCCGCGGCAUCGAUGUCGCCACCAUCGUCCGGGACGCGGGUCGCGGCGCCACGGGACGGGCGCCGCCCUCCCAGCCGCCCCCUUUUGCUGUCGCGUUGCCCGCCGAGGAUCCAGCCUUCGUCGACGACCCCGACGUCCCUCCGCUCAUCUGAGCAGUGGCGUAGCAUGAGUGACGCGGGUCCUGGUGCGACAAAUUAAAUUGCCUCCCACCCCCCCGUCCCAUUUCCUCACUCAUUGGAGCUCGGCGCCUCGGGCCGCUCCACCAUAUAUGGGCUGCUGUGCACACUUGACAGCUACGCUAAUGCAUACGACUGCCCGUCGUGACAAUGCUUUGGUCACGGAGGUGGCUGAGUGUGUCAGGCCCUUGAUGCCUACAUUAAAACAUGAGCCUGUGUCUCUUAGAGACCUGGGUUCAAGCCCUGGGACCGAUUGUCAUUUAGGUGAUCAUACCCAUGUCAGUGGGCCAGCACAAUUGAGGACUUAGGUUCAAGCCCUGGGGACUGGGUGUCUUCGACAGACGGCUGAUGUCUGCGUUGCAACACUGAGGUAGGGUCUCUAGUCACCUGGGUUCUGAGACCAGCCACUCGAGUUUGAUGUUCUGGAUACUGAGGAAUCCAUGAAAAAUGUUCGACUCAUGUACAUCGUGUUUCAGCCCCGAGGGCUAAGUUCUCAUACUCCAUUCAGUGUUCUUCAAUCGAGUGAACAUCCAUGGUACAUUAUUAUAUUUUUGAUGGAAUAGAGACAUGGAGAUGUUAUUAAUAUUUUACACCUUUCUUUUAGCACAGAAAUAAGUUUCAGAUUUGGGAUUUCUGGCAUUGACACACAGUGGUCUGAACAGUCUUUAACGUAAACUUGACAGCUGAUGAUAAGCUUUGGUUAAUAAUAAUAAUGAUAACAGCAUCUCUCUGAAAAUAAUCCAAUGCGCGGAACUAAAAGAUCGGAUGGAAUCACAGUGGCUGGGGGCUUAGUGAGGGUUAACGUGGCAUUGGCUCAGGAUCAGCAGACAUCUGCGAGAGGAUAAUCCAUCACAGCCUUCCCCCACAGCGAUGGGCCAUAGCCUGCUAAUGGGUGUGUGUGCAUGACAUGCAUGUAUGGAUGCGUGCAUGUGUGUGUGUGUAUGCAAGUUUGGGGAGCAGUAGUGAAGCGGUUAUCACCCUGCACUAUGAUCCUGGUGACCUGAGUUCGACUCUCAGUUAUGGCCAACGAUAAUAUCACCAUCUUGGCUCUAUAAUAUCUGAUGUGUUUAAUAAUACAGUCAAUGGUCAUAUGACUCAUUAAAUAUACAUGGAUUUGCA